AUGCGGAGAUUACAGGACUGCAACAAAAUGAAGUUUCUAGUUUUAAACGUGUUGGCAACGGCGGAGAGGAUGGAGGCUGACAGGCUCGGCGUGACACACCUCAGGAACUACGCCGAUCCCUCCAGCUCCCGCGUACAAAGAAUCUCAGAAGUUAGCAAACUGAUCUUCCACUUAUUUGUCGGCAUUAAUGCAUCUGACAUAAACUACUCAGCUGGUCGAUAUGACGCAUCAGUUAAACCCCCAUUUGAUAUAGGUUUUGAAGGUGUCGGUGAUGUGGUAGCGUUAGGACUCAGUGCCAGUGCUGAUUAUACAGUGGGUCAAGCUGUGGCCUACGUGAAGGCAGGUUCCUUUGCUGAAUACACAGUUGUUCCUGCCAAACAAGCAGUUCCUCUACCCUCUGUGAAACCCGAGUUUCUUACUUUAAUGGUAAGUGGCGCUACCGCAUACAUCAGUUUGCAAGAGCUGGGAGAGCUGUCUGAAGGCAAGAAGGUUCUGGUGACAGCAGCGGCUGGAGGAACGGGCCAGUUCGCUGUGCAGCUUGCAAAGAAGGCAAAAUGCCACGUAAUUGGAACCUGCUCCAGUGAUGAAAAGGGUGGUUUUCUGAAAUCCAUUGGCUGUGACCGUACGAUCAACUAUAAAACUGAAAAUGUUGAAUCUGUUCUUAGGAAGGACUACCCCGAAGGUGUGGAUGUAGUGUAUGAAUCUGUUGGGGGAAAGAUGUUUGACUUGGCUCUUAACUCCUUGGCUACCAAAGGGCGCCUGAUAGUUAUUGGUUUUAUCGCUGGCUACCAAAACCCUACUGGCCUCCCGCCCGUUAAAGCAGAGUUAUUGCCAGCAAAACUAUUGAAGAAGUCUGCCAGCAUCCGGGGUUUCUUCUUGAACCACUACCUUUCCGAGUACAAAAUGGCUCUGAAGCACUUGCUCAAGAUGUAUGAAAGAGGAGACCUGGUUUGUGAGGUGGACUUUGGAGACAUGUCUCCGGAGGGCAAGUUCACUGGCUUGGAGUCUGUAUUCCGUGCUGUAGAUUACAUGUACAUGGGAAAAAACAUUGGAAAAAUUGUAGUUGAAUUACCUCACUCUGUCAACAGUAAGCUGUAAAAACAGAACAAUGAUAUAAAUCAGAAGAGAGAAAAUGGGCACUUUAUGCCUCAGAAUUACUAGAAACAAUUUCUUUUUUUAAGCUGAGUAAUGGAUAUUAUAUUAAAAAACAGCAUUAAGGUGUUAAUAAAAAGUUUUGUGGUUUUUUCUUGUCUUAAAAGUGCUUAAAUUGGUGGCUGUAGCACGGACUUAAUGGGCCUGUGUUUGAUUCUGUUGCUUAGGCUAGCAUGAGACAAGAACAUUGUUCUUGACAGAAUAAGUCCUGAUGCAGAGGCAGAUUUAGUCUGUCAGACUGGUUUGAUAAUACUUUAUAUAUAGUUCAGCUCGGGAAAAAACCAAUUCUUUCAGCAAUUUCGAUUCCCUGAUUUAAAAAUAAAAUUGUUGGAACAAGACUAAGUAAAGAGUCGUAUCUUGUGGUUGUUCUAUUGAUCUCUUGAAGUUUCUGGAAAAAAUUAUGCUUUUCAUUUUUUGUCACAAACACGAUAAUCAUAAUUCAGUUGCAUCAUGGAUCAUAGUAAUAUUCCUUGACUAGUUACACAGGGAACAUUUAUCCUCCAAUUCUGACAUGUCAGUAAUAUUAAGAAAAGCAACUUGACUUUUUUUUUUUUAAUUAUGUCUUUCAUAACUAUAAACAACUGUGCAAUUUUCUUUUAAAUCUUUAACUACAAGUUACAACAUAAUCUCAUUUUCUUCCCUUUUCAUUUGCUACUGUGACUGUUACUUGUCCGGUCUCCCCUUCAGUCAGUAUUACAAGAUUAUUGGAGUGGGGUUUUGAGCCAUGUUCACGUGUGUUCAGGUCCUGUAUAUCUUUUUGAGAUUUAAUAAAGUUAAAAAAGCU
Molecule: messenger RNA, 1936 nt
Organism: Nipponia nippon (crested ibis)
Lineage: Eukaryota; Metazoa; Chordata; Aves; Pelecaniformes; Threskiornithidae
Source: RefSeq, a predicted model, not a curated record